Xenopus laevis (African clawed frog) is the source of this 1675-nucleotide messenger RNA. It is a transcript of the gene prrg1.L, whose product is annotated as proline rich Gla (G-carboxyglutamic acid) 1 L homeolog. Gene Ontology annotation, cellular component: extracellular region. Gene Ontology annotation, molecular function: calcium ion binding. The record is from RefSeq and is marked provisional. Lineage: Eukaryota; Metazoa; Chordata; Amphibia; Anura; Pipidae.
GGACUGAGCAGCGGUAGCACCGAGAGGAAUAGGAGUCUCCUACCGGAGCAACGCUAAGACCCGCUAGCAGGGAAGCACGGAGCCCCUCCAGGCUCUUUAUCUUGCUUCCCACUUGAAUUAGCAGAAAACAUGGGCAGUGUGUUCCUGACAGGAGAUGAUGCAAACUCCAUCUUAAAACGAUCUCCUAGAGCAAACAGUUUUUUAGAAGAGAUUAAGCAAGGGAACAUUGAGCGGGAAUGCAAAGAGGAAUUGUGCACUUAUGAAGAGGCAAGAGAAGCCUUUGAAAAUGAUGAGAAAACUAACGAAUUCUGGAAAGAAUACAUCCAAGGACAACAAGGAGAUCUGAAUGCGGGAAACAACUGGUACCCAUUUUACCUUGCCUUUCCUCUGAUCAUUGUGUUUUUCAUCAUCCUUUUGGGCAUCUUACUCGUGUGGAAAUGCGUAUUCAAAAAGAAGGCACGGAGACAGACUGCUUACGCUCCUCGAGGGGUUCGAGAAAAUGCAACAGAAGUGGCCAUUGACCCGGAUGGAUUUAUUAUUUCACCUCAGCAUGGCACUGUCCUAUGCCCCAUGGAAGUAGCAUUUGAUAGGGGCAGGCUUCACAGUGGAUAUGAUUAUGAUGUGCAUUCCGACACUCUUUCAGCUCGGCUGUCGAACUGCGAUCCUCCCCCCUCUUAUGAGGAAGCCACAGGGGAGCCGGGGGUUCAAGUAAAUGAACCAACACAAAAUCCCACAGAUCCACCGCCUGAGUAUGAUGAAAUAGUCCCUUCAGCUGCAGCUGUCACAGUACCUCAUGGAGCCACCAGCACUAAAUAACACAAACUGAAGGAUUCCUAUGUAUAUUAUUUUGUAAUUCUUUUUAUUGCAGAUGAAGUAUUUUAAGCACAGUUUUGAAGCUACGUAUUCUUUGCCUUUGGACAACUAUCACCUCUUGACUUUUUCACCUUCCUUAUAGUAACACGUCUACUUUCAUGAAUAUAAUGGAACAGUGAAUUCUUUGCACAAGAAAAAUAUUAGCUCUGUCUGGGCUUUAUGGAAGCCAUUAUCUAUACUCACAUACAUGCAGCUGAGGAAACGUAGCUUAGUUACCCCAGCAAAUAUACUGGGUAACUUUCCCAUGGUUCUUUGCUAUUACUCUACCAUUUCUAGGUGGUGCUGACAUAACACUAUAACCACUAUUAACCAGAGUGCAUUUUGAAUGAAGCCAUGUAAUAAAGUAUGUAUUUUUUUUUCUUAACUGUAAUAUGUGCCUAAUUUCACUUAUCAUCUAAGAAUGUCAACAAUGGCAUCAAACGGAAAGCAAUACACUGUUUUCUCAAUGAUUGAACUGAAUAAAGACAUACUUGAAAUGUUCUAUCUUAUUUUAAGAAUCAACUGGGCUUUUGCGCUUGCUUUCUUUUAUGCACAGAGAUGCAAACAAGAAGUUGCAUGUAUUGACUCCAAUGGUAUGCUCCAUUUCUGUAUAGCCCUUUGACUAACCAAAUUUAUAAUUCAUUUUUGCAGAUUUGUUAUAUUUAUUCUAAACUCCCCAAUGUGUUUCUUUUCUGAAAACUGAACAAUGAUAUAUAUAUAUAUUAACAGCUGCUAACUGAACCUUUUAACCUGUGAUCUUGUGUAUCUAGUACGGUAUGUACAAAAGGAAAUAUCUCUGGCUGAUAAAAAUACUAUCCAUUUC